Esox lucius (northern pike) is the source of this 2027-nucleotide messenger RNA. RefSeq names its product dephospho-CoA kinase domain containing (gene dcakd). Bases 295 to 984 code for a protein of 229 amino acids. Gene Ontology annotation, molecular function: dephospho-CoA kinase activity; ATP binding. Gene Ontology annotation, biological process: coenzyme A biosynthetic process. The transcript has 5 exons. NCBI's taxonomy places the organism in Eukaryota, Metazoa, Chordata, Actinopteri, Esociformes, Esocidae. The record is from RefSeq and is a predicted model, not a curated record.
UAGCUAAAGUUAGCGAGCGUUUCUUACCUAGCCAGCAACCAGUCACUGUCAACUUUCAUCAAACUAGGCUUAUAUUGUUGACAACUUUAUUCGUAAUGACAUCGGUGACCAGUGGCUGGGCAUACUUAUUUGAACGCUUGCCUAUGGUGAAAAAGUUCCAUCAGACAAGGCUUGUAGCUAAGCACGCUAGCUAACUGCUGACAGCUCUGGUGCAAUCUCGUUUCAUUUUGACCGAAUUGACCUAAUCCCGGAUCCCGGUUUUUUAUUAAGAUAAGAUAAUUCACAGAUCAAAAGAUGUUCUUGGUAGGGUUGACUGGAGGAAUUGCCUCAGGGAAGAGCACUGUGUCUUCUCUGCUUCGAGAGCUCGGCUGCCCCAUCAUCGACGCUGAUGUGGUGGCUAGACAAGUGGUGGAGCCCCACAGUCCAGCCUACUUCCGGAUCGUGAAGCACUUUGGCCCCGAGAUCUUGCUGGAGAACGGGGAGAUCGACCGGCAGAAGCUGGGUGGGCUCAUCUUCGCCAACGGAGAAAAGCGCCGCCUGCUCAACUCAAUCACACAUCCCGAGAUCCACAAGGCCAUGCUCAAACAGAUCCUCUUUUACUUCAUCCGAGGUUAUCGCUACGUGGUGCUAGACGUGCCCCUGCUCUUCGAGACGCGGCGCCUCACUCGUUUCCUCCACCACACCGUUGUAGUCUACUGCGAUCCCGCCACCCAGCUGUCGCGUCUCAUGCUCCGGGACGGGCUGACCCAGGAACAGGCGGAGCAGCGCAUCGCAGCCCAGAUGCCCCUUAACGAGAAGCGGGGCCUCGCCAGCCACGUGGUGGAGAACUCGGGCAGCCGCGAGGACACCCAGCGCCAGGUGCUGAGGCUGCACACCAAGCUGGAGGACUCUGUAGAGUUCCUGCUGGUUAGGGCCAUUGCUGUAGCGGCCGCAGCAGGCCUCGGCGGACUACUCCUGUAUGCUGCCAAGCUUCUGGUGUCUUAGCAAAUGGAGCGAAAGAGCCGAAAUACGUCUCACUACGCCAGCCCGCAGUUGAAUUGAAAUUGAUACCCAGGCACUUUCACCGUCGGCCUGGCUCGCGCAGCUAGAGGUUCAACGGUCAGAAAUGCGUCACGGUUUAAAUGUCUGCAGACAGCUUGAACUAAGAAAGUGCAAACUUUUAAUGCAAAUUGAUUUUCUACAUUAACAAUGUAAUGUGAGAUCUGAAGUAGUUUGACAUUGCCUGAGAAACAGUAUUGUUGAGGUAUGAAUGUUUUAUGCUGAUUUCACCUUUGUUUUUACAUUUUAAAGAGAGAUCACUGAUGUCCGAUUAACCCUUUAGUUAGUCUAUGUGGCAAGGAUUCAGCAAACCAAGAUUUAGAUUUUAGCUUCUUAUUGGGGCUGUUUGGAGAAAAGCGGUGGGAGUGAUAAGGAAUUGAAUGACUGAGUUGAUCUGUGCCUGCGUUGAUCAUGUUACGUUAUUAGCUCCUUUGCAUGCAACAAUGCUACGAUAAUCUGUGAAAAGUUAGAUCUCACUAGUGAUGGCAAUUCGAGUCUUCAUGACCGUUUCUUCUAGCAGCAGGAUAUUAUGCUAGCAGCGAAGCCUCGUUUGGCCAUCACUGGAUCUCAGGUUUUGUUUAUCAAAUAGGCUAAACGUUUUAAAUGAGCUAUUAAGGUGUAAUAUCUUUUUAAGAACGGGAAAACCAAUAUGGGUUAAUUAACCCUUUCUAAGAACGUUUCAAACUGAUUUUAUGGACUAUAUGUGAGGUCAUUAGAAUGAAUACAUGUUAUAUAUUCGACGGUCCACUUGACACAUGAACAUGUACACUACAGAGUUCUACGAACGGAAUGAAGAUAACACAAAUGAUUCCACUGUCUAUUUCUAACACAUGAAGCUGUCCUUUAUGCAAUAUCUUUUUUUUAAACAUAAGGUAAAAAACUGAGUUUAUCUGUUAGCCAAGCAGGUAUUUAUUUUUGUCAUAAAAGAAUGGGAAUUGUGUUUCUAACUGUAAACCUGUUAUUAAAAUAAAUAGCUUACCUCAACCCCC